Molecule: messenger RNA, 2387 nt
Organism: Cygnus atratus (black swan)
Lineage: Eukaryota; Metazoa; Chordata; Aves; Anseriformes; Anatidae
Gene: PGF
Product: placental growth factor
Exons: 7
Coding region: 141-635 (164 amino acids)
Biological process (GO): vascular endothelial growth factor signaling pathway; positive regulation of endothelial cell proliferation; sprouting angiogenesis
Cellular component (GO): membrane
Molecular function (GO): chemoattractant activity; vascular endothelial growth factor receptor binding; growth factor activity
Source: RefSeq, a predicted model, not a curated record
CGGCGGCGGCGGCGGCGGAGCGGUGCCGGUGCCCUUACCCGUACCCGUACCCCGGUGUCCCGGUGGCGGCGGGGCGACAUGCCGGGGGGGGCGGCGCGGCGGCGGCGGCGGCGCUGAGGCCGGCCGGUGGCGGAGCGGCGAUGCGGCUGCUCGGAGCCUUCCUGCGGCUGCUGCUGGCCGGGGCGCUGGGGGCGCCGCCCGCCCCGGCCCCGGAGGCGCGGGGGACAGCCAGCGCGGAGGCGCCCGUCCUGACCUUUAAGGAGAUCUGGAAUCGCAGUUUCUGCCGGCCACUGGAGCAGCUGGUGGAUGUCAUUGCCGAGUUCCCCAACGAGGUGGAGUACAUCUUCAGACCCUCCUGCGUCGCCCUGCAGCGCUGCGGGGGGUGCUGCGGGGAUGAGGGGCUCCGCUGUGUCCCCGUGGAGACCAGCACGGUCACCAUGCAGCUCCUGAAGAUAAAGCCCAACGGGGAGGCACCCUACGUGGAGAUGUCGUUCACCGAGCACAAGAAGUGUGAGUGCAGGCCGCGGCAGGACCUGGUGAGGCUGGGGAGGAGGAGACCCAAGGGCCGAGGUAAGAGAAGAGGAGACAAGAAGAGACGUAAAGACUGUGAGCUAUGUGGCAUGCCGCGCAGGUAGCCUCCGCUCUGCCCCCGGCCUCGCUCCUGCCUCCGGGGCCUGAUCCAGUCUCAUUCCUGCCCGGCGCGGGGGACGUGCGGAGCUGAGUGACGGUGGCUGGGGAGCAACUGUGCCGGGGAGCAGGUCCGCAGCGGGAAGGAGCCGACGGGACUCUUGCUUGGCCCUGGAGCCAAGGACUCCCUCGCCCUGUCUGCACCGGUUGCAGCAGGACUAAAGGACCCUUGAAGGAGGAUGAGGAGCUGGAGCCGCACUUCAGUGCUGAAGGGCGUCCUGGGGGCCACGAGGAACGGAGCUGGUGGAUGUGCUGCUGGGGGUGGCAUGGGGUGGGGGCAAGCAGGGCUGCAGCCACGGAACUGCUCUGUCCUGCCGGGCAGGGGGGAGGAGGGACAGCCGGGACAGGCAGGGCUGCAUCGCUCCCAGCUUGGCACGGAGCAGCUCAGGAGGGUGCCAGGGUGGGUGGGGAGCUUGCCUGGGGAGGCCUCCUGGUGGGCACGGGGAGGGAGCUGGGGUGCUGUGGCCCUUCACGUACUCAUAUCCUCAUCAUAGCCUCCCCCUUCUCAAUAAAAGCUGGGGGCAGACCCAGGAGCUGGCCGGGUGAGUGCUCCUCUCCUUUCCAGCAGCUGCAGGGCGCUUCCCCAGGGGUACCCGGGCUGUGGUGGUCCCCGCACUGCUCCUGCAGCGCCCCGUCCCAUCCAUGGUGUGAUGCUGGAGGUGGGUGACCUGGGGUCCUGGGACCCACUCUGGGGAGGGAGCUGCCCCGCUUCUUCACGCUGGUGUGUGUGGCUGGAACCUCCCUCUGCUCCCCAGCCCCUUCCUGCUCUAACCCCAGCCCGUCUGCCUUGCUGAGGGCUGAUGCAAGGGGAGCAGGCUGCCCGUGGGCUUUCCCACCCAAGAAAUGCCCCACUAAAGGUUAUCCAGCUGGCACGGGGGCACCACUUGUUGUUGGCAGUGUCCUGGGGCAUGCAGGGGGGCUGCUGUCCCUCCCUGGGGUGGCUGUGGGCAGGGCUGGGUGGGCUUUUUGCACAGCCCUGAGCUCCUCCCGUGGGCUGCGAUGGCCACCACAGCUCAGCCAGGUCCAGGGACAGCCCCAGCCCUUGUCCCCGCUUGCCUUAAGCAGCGCCUUGGGGACUUCUUGUUUUUCCACUCCUGCCGUGGGAGGGCUGGAUCUGGCUGCUGAAUGCACCCCCUGCUCCUCCAUCCCCUCCUGCAGUGCACAGAUCCAAAGGACAAGUUGGGGCACCAGCACCCCCCUGGGACGCCCAUGGCACCGGUGCCCCCAGGGCUGGUCCUGCACCCAGCGCCACCUUCUCGGAUGCGGGGCUGGCUCCUGAACUCAUCCAGCCUUUCAGUAGGUCCUAGCAAAACACAGCCAAGGUUUAUUUUUCCAGGCGUGAAGCAGAAGCCUGGGUAGGAAGAUGUGCAAAGGCUUAGCUGUUGCCAUCGGCCAGGGAGAAAUGCAGUUUGUCCCACCUGGGGUAACAGCAGGAAGAAGCUCUAACGGCUCUGGGAAGGGCCUGCUAUAGCAGGAAUUGGGGUUCAAAGCAGCUUCCCCCAGGUUUGGCACUGUCUGACACUUUGCACCGAGCUGGGGCCCUGGUCUGGGCUGGUUCGCCUCCUUUCAGCCUGUCUGGUUGUGCUUGUAGGAUAACAAGAACCGCGAGCAGCACGUGAGGGAUGGCUGUGAUGGCUUCUGCAUUUGUAACAGUAAAAGUUUCACCACGGUAGCGUUACACCUACAAUAAGAAAACUACA